This is a messenger RNA of Caenorhabditis auriculariae, 2870 nucleotides long. The record is from the annotation of a GenBank genome assembly. NCBI's taxonomy places the organism in Eukaryota, Metazoa, Nematoda, Chromadorea, Rhabditida, Rhabditidae.
AUGUCGUUUGAACUGGAAAGCUGCGAGAACUCGGAGUCGUCGGGAUGUUCGAUCGAUGACAAGUUACCGGCAAAAAACUGUCUGAUCAGAGGGAAAGACGGCGUUUAUGCGGUUGGCCGCAAAAUUGCUCAAGGACGAUUUGGAGCUGUCUAUGAGGUUGGGAUUCGUUCAAUGAUCUUUUUUUUUCAUCAUUCGACUGAGGAAAAUAGAAAAUUUAAGUCUUCAGUUCAUUGUGAAAUCAAAAAAAUGCUUUAAAACUAAGCGCUAGAAAAUUAAAUAUGUAGUAAAUAAGUCUCCUUCAACUAUCAUCAAUCCUAAAAUUGAAUCAAGAUUAAUUUUUUUAUCGAGUUUCAUUAUAAAUAAGUUUUCUGGAAGCACUUUUUAUACGUUUAUAGCAGCAUAAUUCUUAAUCCAAUAAGUGUCACUUGAAAAUUUUGCCAUAACUUGAUUCAUUCAGAAAGUUUUGGUUUGUCCUUCGAAAAAAGCAACCUUUUUAAGAAGUGAAGAGAUACCAAAGAUAUCACCAGACUUUGAGAAUGAAAACCUUGUUAAAAAUGUGAUUUUGGAUGUUCCAGGUCCUCAGACGAUCCGACGGCAAACCGUUUGCUUGCAAGCUGGAAAUUUGCGAAGUUCACUCCCACGGCCUCGAUAUGGAUUAUACCGUUAUGCACAAGGCAGCCAAGAAAGGUUUCAGAUAUUUUUCAGUGGGGCCAAGUUCCGUAGGUGGAAUGGCUCGAUGCGUCGCGGACGCGCCGCAUCCAGAUUGUAUUAUAGUCCGUUCGACGCGACUUGACCGUUUUUGCGUGUCUGCGUCUCUCUGUUCUCUCACCGGCGAGGUCAGAGAAACAUGGAAAUAGCACGCAAACAUGAGAGACACGUCGAGAGACGAGGAGGGCGCAGAGAAGUCCUUUCAAGUCGCGAAAAACGGACUAUACGCGGCUUUUUUGAGGAUUUCUCAUUCCGGGCUGAAAAAAUCAUUUUUGGUCGAUUUUCUGAUAACUUCCUGAAUGGGAUUAAAAUUUGAACCUUUUUUGGUGACCUAUUUUCAUUUUUUCCAGAACCUACAUUUCAUUUAUUCAACUUUCAAAUUGAGCCAUUCCCCAUGCGGCUGACACGCUCUGAGUUAGAAAGAGUCGAAUAUUCUCGAACUCCUAGAUUUUUAUUAUCAUUUUUUCGAACCUUAAACAUUACUGGUUUAAAGGCGCCGACCAUCUGCUCCGCAUGAUUGAUCGCGGAAAAAUCGAGGAGCACUUCAAAUUCAUCAUCAUGCCUUUGGUAAAAAAAUUACAACAAUUUUUCUGAAAAACACUUUUUUUCAAGUUGGGAGACAACUUGAUGAAGAUGAGGUUCAUGUUUGAAGACGGCCGAUUUUCGCUGUCCACCGGCCUUCGUUUGGCUCUUCUGGCCCUGACUCCGAUUCAAGAGCUUCACAAUUUGGGUUAUGUUCAUCGGGACAUUAAGGUUGGUCCAUAGAAAUUCAAAAAACCACAACAUAAUUCGAAAAAAUCGAGAAAUAGGUAGGAGUUUUCGGAUUCAAUCGCAUUGAAUUUUAUAGGUAAACUUAAGAAAAAAAAUCUUUUCUUCUCAUAUUUCCUGGUUUUAUUCCCUUCUGUCAAUAUCCUCGUAGGACUCUCCCAGACUCAGGGCUACUAUUCAAAAACUCAGUUGUGAAUUUUGCGACUCGAUAUCCUCAUUUCAAGGCCUCAAACUUCUGUCUCCCACCUCACUUUUCCUCGCCACAAGACAUGAAACUGAUGCUGAUCGAUUACGGUGUGUGCAGGUCAUUCAAAGACAAAAGCGGUGAACUCAAAACUCCAAGGGAGGACAUUAAAUUCAGGUUUUAUCGAAAAAAUGAACUUCAAAAAUUCGAAACAAUAUUUUCAGAGGAACCAACCGUUACGCCUCCCUAGCGGCUCAUCAUGGCGAGGAACAAUCGCCCAAAGAUGACCUUGAAUCUUGGUUUUAUAUGAUGAUCGAACUGAUUUCUGGUUCAAACAUUUCUAUGAAAACCCUCAAGUGAUAACUUUCUUCCAGGAGAUCUCCCUUGGUCACAUUUGCACCGCGAUGAUCGCAAAGAGACGGCCGAAAUUAAGGAACAGUGCAGAACGGCCGACGGAUGUCUCCUCAUGAUGAAAUAUUGCCCGAGAGUGAGUUCGAAAUUUGGAAAAUAAGCAAAAGCUUGAACUGGGACUUUUUCUGGGCCUCCAUUUAAAACUUUGAAGCGUUAAGUGGCUACUAUAGGGGAUCUAAAUAGGGCUCCUAAAGAGUGUAGUCAACGUUUAGUCCCUUCAGCUCUGUCGAAAUCGAAGUAACCCCUAGAGUGCAAAAACUUCUUUUACAAGCUUCAGUAACCAUUUGUAAUUCCGCUUGUACCACUUUGCUUUUAAUUUUUAAAACUUCAAAAGCAUAAGAUGACCACUGAAAAAGCAAAAAUAGACUGCCCCAUGCUGGAAUCGAACCAGCGACCUUCUGUUUACAAGACAGACGCUCUGCCACUAAGCCAAUGAGGCGCUAUCGCAAAAAGAUUGCCUCGGGGAGUGUAUUGAGCAAGCCUUUUAUAGAUUAUAGUGCCGAAUAGGCAAGAGCAAAAAGUGCAAAAAAGCAACUGCCCCAUGCUGGAAUCGAACCAGCGACCUUCUGUUUACAAGACAGACGCUCUGCCACUAAGCCAAUGAGGCGACUGGCAGCCUGCGCUUGCAAACGCCUACAGGUUCUCGUUGCAGGUCGAGUUCCGCCGCAUACAAACCUACCUGUCGGGCCUGAAAUAUCAGAACACCGUCGACUACACGUUCAUUUCGGAAGUCGUUCACCUCGCCAUGAAGAAUAAUGGAGUCAAAAUUGACGAGAAAUUCGAUUGGCAGGAAGAUUAA